Molecule: messenger RNA, 1050 nt
Organism: Exophiala bonariae
Lineage: Eukaryota; Fungi; Ascomycota; Eurotiomycetes; Chaetothyriales; Herpotrichiellaceae
Exons: 1
Coding region: 1-1050 (349 amino acids)
Source: RefSeq, a predicted model, not a curated record
AUGGCAUCCCAUCCCGAGUUCGACGCACGGACAGAGGCUUCAACCGUGGCCGCUGCAUUUGCUGGACAGAUCAGAGGCAGAACAAUCCUCAUCACGGGUGUAUCCCCGAAUGGUCUUGGGGAAAGCACAGCAGAGGCCUUGGCCGCGCAAAGUCCCAAAUUGUUGAUUCUCACAGGAAGAUCAAAAGACAAAGUGCAGGCUGUGAUUGACAUGCUCCAAAAGAAGCAUCCUCAUGGCAACUAUCGAUUUCUCGAGCUAGACCUCUCGUCCCUGGCUGCUGUGAGGAGAGCAGCUGAAGAUAUCAAGGCAUAUUCCGAUGUCCCACAGAUUGAUAUCGUCAUCUGUAAUGCUGGUGUUAUGCGGAUUCCGCAGCUCGAGCUCUCGCCCGAGGGUAUGGAGAUGCAGUUUCAAACGAAUCAUUUGGGCCACUUUCUCUUCGUCAAUCUCAUCAUGGACAGGCUUAUUACUGCAGCGAAAAAUUCUGCAUCUGGCGCCGUGCGCAUCAUCAAUGUGUCUUCUUUAGGUGUGCAAUACUCACCAGUUCGGUUUUCUGACAUCAAUUUCACACGAGCACAAUCAGACAUACCCGAGUCAGAACGGGCAAAUCUGAACACAGUACGAGCAUAUGGAAUGUCAACUGAAGGCACAUACAACCCAAUCACGGCUUACGGGCAGUCUAAAACUGCCAACGUUUUGUUUUCGUUGGCACUUAGCCAUCGAUUGUUCGACAAGUAUGCAAUAAAGUCAUAUGCCUUGCACCCAGGUGGAAUUGUCACAGAGCUAUGGAGGCAUACGGACCCAGAGCUGCUGAAACAACUGGUGGCUGGUCAAGCGGCAGUUGGUGGAUUCAAGACUUUGAAACAAGGCUCUUCGACCACGCUUGUUGCGGCGCUUGAUCCUAGUCUGCCGGAAGCCACCUCUGGUGGAGAUAACUUGUACUUGAACGAUUGCCAAUUUUUCGAAAUCACGGCUUGGGCAAGAAAUCCUCAAUAUGCCGAGAAAUUGUGGCAGCUGAGCGAGAGAUUGGUGGGACAAGAAUUCAACAUUUAG